GUUACUCCCUUCAUCUUCAAGCCACAACAACAACGCCUUUUUAUUUCAACUUUUACCAUCCUCAAAUAACCUAAAUAAUGUCUGGUCGUGGAAAAGGUGGCAAAGGACUCGGAAAGGGUGGUGCGAAGCGUCAUCGUAAGAUUCUUCGUGACAACAUCCAAGGCAUCACGAAACCUGCUAUUCGUCGUCUCGCCCGUCGUGGAGGUGUGAAGCGUAUUUCUGGUUUGAUAUACGAAGAGACUCGUGGUGUCUUGAAGAUUUUCCUCGAAAAUGUUAUUCGAGACUCUGUGACAUACACUGAACAUGCUAAGCGGAAAACGGUGACUGCACUCGAUGUCGUCUACGCUCUUAAGCGAUCGGGUAGAACCCUGUACGGUUUCGGUGCAUAGACAUUCAAUUUACUUCUAUACCUCGUUUUGUAUUACCCGAUGUGCCAUUACUGUACUAUCAUAAUGUUAUUGUUUCCUGUUCGAG
Marasmius oreades (fairy-ring Marasmius) is the source of this 474-nucleotide messenger RNA. RefSeq lists its product as uncharacterized. Gene Ontology annotation, cellular component: nucleosome. Gene Ontology annotation, biological process: nucleosome assembly. The transcript has 4 exons. Bases 78 to 389 code for a protein of 103 amino acids. The record is from RefSeq and is a predicted model, not a curated record. Gene Ontology annotation, molecular function: DNA binding; protein heterodimerization activity; structural constituent of chromatin. Lineage: Eukaryota; Fungi; Basidiomycota; Agaricomycetes; Agaricales; Marasmiaceae.